This is a messenger RNA of Phaedon cochleariae (mustard beetle), 1773 nucleotides long. The record is from the annotation of a GenBank genome assembly. NCBI's taxonomy places the organism in Eukaryota, Metazoa, Arthropoda, Insecta, Coleoptera, Chrysomelidae.
UUUGUGUUUAAUCUCACUGGACACAAUACGCAGUUCAAAUUAUAAUCUAAUUUCAAGAUAAAUUCAUGAUCGAGUCGCAGCUGUAUCCACUAGUAUCCGCAACUUAGUGACCGAUCAGUUUUCAACAGACGCUGCUUGAUUUACACAUCAACUAGCUGUGAAAAAAAUGGAAUCAAAAACAUUAUUAGUAUUUGCCGUUUUGCUGUUGAGUCUUGGUGUUUAUUGUUAUGCGGCAGAUAUCGAGGAUUGUGGGUCAGCAGUUGGGUCAAUAGUCAAAGUAGAUAUCGCCGGGUGUGGAGACAAGGCAAGAUGCCCCCUAAAAAGGAAUACCAAUGCCACCAUGAAUAUUGAUUUUAAAUCAAAUGUGGACUCAUCGAAUGUGACAGCAGUCGUUUAUGGAAUAGUCCUCGGAAUCAAAACAAGUUUCGCAUUGCCGAAUCCCAAUGGCUGUGUCGACUCAGGAAUAAGCUGUCCAAUAAAGGCUGGAGAAACUUACACUUACAGUACAACAUUGCCAGUGGAAAGCUCAUAUCCAAGAGUGACUGUGACCAUCCAGUGGGAACUUCAAACUGAUGACGGUAGCGAUUUGAUCUGUGCAAAGAUUCCAGCUAAAAUAAUUUGAUUAUCUUAUUAUUGUCAAUCUCAUUUCAAUAAUGAAUGCCACUUAAUAAAAAUAUAAUACAACCAUUGAGUAUAUAUGAAAAAAGGUUCAAACCACGAUUUAAAAUGUUUGCUUUAUUAUGAGCCAUAAAAUAUUGUGUACAAUAGAUUUCCAUCAUUAAUUUCUAUAUCUAAGUCUCACUUUUAUGCAGAACUUGGAAGGAUGGAAAAAAACUAACCUAUCUAAAAUAACAUUGAUCUAUUUUUUAACAAGAAUGGAAAGUAUCUGUACAAAAGUAUAAAAAUAGUUUUUCUUAUCUAAAAUGUACACUUUAUACAAUAGGCACUACAGUACUUUAUGUUUUCAGACAUUCCUAAAUUUAAAAUUAAUUAAAUGGAAUUACUAGUUUUUUCGGUGACAAUAUAACCAUUUAGAUUAAAUACUAGGCUUCCAUAGUGAAUAUUUUGAAAAAGUGAGAAUAGUCUAAAAAUUUCCAAAGUAUUGUUAAAUGGAAUUGACAUGACUAGUUAAGAAAACAUACCUACAACUUCAAUAAUUAAAGGUGAUGAUUCAUUAUGUCCAAUAUAAGAACUAGGCUAAAAAAUGCAUCGAAUUUGAGACAAUUUAACGCUUACCAACCUGAUUUUUUCCUAAUUCUUCAAACUAACACGUUCAGCGGAACGAAAUUCUCUAGGCAUAUUACUGAGAUUUUUCAGUCAUAUAGUAUUCAAGGCAAUGAUAAAUAUAUACUAUACUAAAACCGUGGAAACGGUAAAAUGAAGCCAUGGUUGCAUUGCUUCAAGAUGGGAGCGUUUUUGAGGUUCUUAGAAAAAACAAAAUACGAAAGUGGGGCUAGUAUAGUUUGGUGAAGCAAAGGAGCAUAUCUAGACAUCUUAGUCUGCAAUAGGUACCUACAUUCAUAUUUUCCAAAUCAUAUAACAUAUCACUAUUAAUAAUUAGCAAUGAUAAUUGCAUUGAUAUUUAAUGGGAUUAUUGUUGUUAGAGCUGAUCGGUACAGUCUUUCCAAAUUUAGUUGGAGAGCCUUGAUUAAGGAAUGUUCGCCACGCGUUUGAACAUUAAAUGGAUCGAGCUCGCGUCAUAUGUCUUUUGCUGGAGUCACCCCAAUUGACUUUGGAAAGACUAUACCAACAUUCAACGAUAUUCAGAUACUA